ACAUAACAGUAUCAAGGAUAUUUACUCCUAUUGUUCUAAUUGAAACCAGUGAGCUACUUAUUGCUCGAGUUUCACUGAAAGAGGUACACCUUAUUUACGGAGAGAGUCUAACAAGUGAUUUCUUGUAGUGUAUAAUUAAGUAAUUUUUGUAAGUGAUGAGGCAAAUCUUAUGCCUCCGAGUAGUCAGUAAAGUUUUGACCGCCGCAAUGAGAAGCCACACUUACUUUGACUCCUUGGGCUCACCCAGGAUCAUGGCCCAGAUCCUCAAUGGCAAUGCGAUUGCUAAAGAUGUAAAGGAUGAAUUAAUAGUGAAAAUUAAAAAAUGGGUGGAAGAAGGUCACAGGCCGCCGUCUCUAAAGUGCAUCAUUGUAGGGGACGACCCAGCAAGCCACACCUAUGUCCGCAACAAAGUUAAGGCUGCAAAAUAUUGUGGUAUUGAUGCUGAAACUAUUCAGUUUGACAGUGACAUAACAGAAGAAUUCCUUCUCAAUCAAAUUAAUGAACUGAAUAACAGUGAAGAUGUUGAUGGAAUCCUGAUUCAGUUGCCGGUCCCAGAGACUAUAAAUGAGAGAAGGAUAUGCAAUGCUGUCUCUCCAAAAAAGGAUGUGGAUGGUUUCCAUAUCAUCAACGUUGGACAGUUAUGCCUGGAUAUGCCUACUAUCGUGCCAGCUACUGCUCUUGGUGUUGUAGAGUUGCUGAAAAGAGCUAAAAUCGAAACGCUAGGCCGUGAUGCAGUAGUGAUUGGCCGUUCGAAGAAUGUAGGCAUGCCGAUAGCUAUGAUGCUCCACACAGACAAGAGGCAUGAAAGUGGGCUAGGCAUGGACGCAACUGUUACAAUCUGCCACAGAUACACACCUAGGCCGAAAUUGGAGCAUUAUUGUAGGAAUGCUGACAUUAUCAUAAGCGCUACAGGUAUUCCCAAAUUGGUAACAGCAGAUAUGGUAAAGCCCGGAGCGGCUGUCAUUGAUGUUGGCAUCACUCGAGUGACAGACUCCGAAGGGAAAAACAAAUUGGUUGGAGACAUUGAUUAUGAUGAGGUAGUAAAAGUCGCAGGCGCCAUUACGCCAGUACCUGGCGGUGUAGGGCCCAUGACAGUUGCUAUGUUGAUGUCUAACACCUUCCAAGCUGCCAAGACUCUGCGGGACAAAUCAAUAGUGCUGCAGUGAGUUAUCGACACUUCUGCGAAUUUUCUUUGGCCAGUGAAUCCUAACACAAAAUAGAAUCAUUUAUUGAUUUGAAUCAUAUGUGACAUCAUUUAAAACUGAUUCGAUAUGAAAAUCUUUUACUAGGAAUCUCUGUAAAUAAUUAUUUUUGAUCCAGUCAGUAAGUUGAAGAAAAUUAAUAACAAUUAAAAUAAAAAAUCAUUGUUUUACUUAGAAUGACUUAUUGACGUCAAUAAUUAAAUUUAAACUAAAAAAUAAUCUCGAGUCUUCAGUUUAAUUGAGAGAGAUUUAUUCCUAAUUCCUCAGUGAGUGACAAUAAUAGUUGCUAAUAUCGAUCGUAAUUCAAUGCGUAUAAGGUUUGUUUUACUUUGGUCAUUGAAUAUGAGGAGAUAAUCAAAGUAAGUAAUGAUGUAGGUACGUUUCUUUCUCCUUUUUUCGUCUGCCUUUAAAAGACUACUGUAUUUUUAAAUACCUCUAUGUUUUAUUUAAAAAAUAAAUUUGACUGUUUUGGACUUAUUUAUGUUUUAUAUAAGAUUUUAAUCUCUAAUAUUUAAAAUUCAGUAAAUAUUGCUUAUUUUGUAAUUCUAAAAACGUUAAACGAUUCCAUUUGUAUAGAUAAAUGUGCCUUAACAAGUUAUAAUUAUAGGAUAUGAUAAAAUAAUUAUAAAAUAAGAUAAUAAUAUAACAUAAGAAAUUUUCUUUAAAAGAAACUACAUAUAAAAAAAUUAAAAUCAUUUUAUUUUUUUCGAUAUAACGUUUUUAUAGAUAUGAAAAGUAUUAUAGAUGUACUUAGUAGUAAUUUUUAUUUAGUGUCAUUUCUUUCAAUUCUGGCUGUGACAUCAAGCAUUUAACGUACGUAACAUGGACGUAUAAAAAAAAUCUAAUAAAUUAAACUUAAACAUUAUAGUGUAUUAGAAACCGUGUAUAGUUUUAAGUUUAUUAAUAGGAUAUUAUACAUUAAUUAUAAUACAAAUACCUGGAAUGUGCCUGGAAAGUUCAAUUUGAUUGGUUUUUUUUUUCAUAUUUUUACACGCAAAGACAAUUAGAUUCAAUACGCCUUGUAUAUUUUUUAUACGUCCAUGAUUCUUCAUCAAUUUCUAGUGUUUUAAUACACCUAUCUCGUAACUUUAACUUAUUGGAUUUUAAUGCCUACAGGGUAUUAUUUCUACCAGCAAUCGAAAAGAAAAGUUAUCGUGUCUCAAUAGAAGUUCUUAUUGCAUGUCAAUAAGAGCCUUUAUUAAAUAACCGUUUUGGUUAAAAGUUAGCAGACGUUUGAUGCAACCCUAAAACAUAUUUGGAUAAACUUCGUCUUAAAAUCAUUUAAUAAUAAAUUAUUUCGGAUUCGUGGAAAUUAUGUCUAGUUAAGCAUGAGCCAGACUGUAGUAAAUAUUUCUGAAAACUGUAGUUUUUAACUGGACACCUGUUUUAUACUGAAAUAACAUAUAAAUGUUAUAACUUUGAAGCUUGUUUUGAAGCACGAUUGGCUGAACUCUAUAUUUUUUAUUUAACAAAAUGUUUAAAAAAAAAUGUAAGCUAUGAUAUUACUUUCAAUUUCUAAAUCAUUUUUCUUAUUUCGCUAAAAAAAAUAGCAUAGGUCCAGACUGUUGUUGCUUAAUUUCGGUGUCCUUACGAAACCUAUAUUUAUUCAAAUGAAUUCGAAUUUAUAACAUUGUUUAUUUGCUAUACCUACUUAUUGUUUUAGGGUGAGUUGCACCAUCAAAUUUGACGUUUAUUUUAACCGGCGCGCCACUGAAGUGAAGUGAACGCCACUUUGCGUCUUUGUGCGCACGUUAAAGUCAAUGUAAAAGUUGACGGUGCAACUCACCUUUAGUUGUAAGUUCAAUUUUUAAGUUAUAAGUAAUAUACAAAGUUAUUCGUUAAACAUA
Plodia interpunctella (Indianmeal moth) is the source of this 3049-nucleotide messenger RNA. RefSeq names its product NAD-dependent methylenetetrahydrofolate dehydrogenase (gene Nmdmc). Bases 156 to 1166 code for a protein of 336 amino acids. The transcript is spliced from 6 exons. Gene Ontology annotation, cellular component: mitochondrion. Gene Ontology annotation, molecular function: methenyltetrahydrofolate cyclohydrolase activity; methylenetetrahydrofolate dehydrogenase (NAD+) activity; methylenetetrahydrofolate dehydrogenase (NADP+) activity. Gene Ontology annotation, biological process: tetrahydrofolate interconversion. NCBI's taxonomy places the organism in Eukaryota, Metazoa, Arthropoda, Insecta, Lepidoptera, Pyralidae. The record is from RefSeq and is a predicted model, not a curated record.